AGUCCCACUCCUCCAUCCUGCCCACCAGCCCCGAAGCCAUUGCGCCCCGAAGCCGUCGCAGAUGCUGUUGCGGAGGCCCGGGACCGAAAUUUAACUGCGGUUGGUGAGGUGGCGGCGGACCGGGUGGCGGCGGGGGCGGGGGCCCAGCGUGGUAGGGCGGCGCCGGCAUCCUGUUUAGGGCGCCUGCGGUGGCGGCGGCGUGUACGGAUUCAUCUGCGGCGGGUAGCCGCCCUGCGGAGGCGGCGGUGCGUACGGCCUGUAAGACGCCAUCGCGCGGCGGCUAGGGUUCCUCGGAACCCGAGCCCCAGCACACAGACACCGCGCCGGCGGACACUGCUCGCUCCCCCUUCUCCUCCGUCGCCGCCACCGCAGAAGCCUCUACCACUGCACGUCCGAGGCCACCGACACAUAUUCUACCAAAUCUAUGGGAGCGCGAGGUAGUCGGCGUCUCGGCGAUUUGGCGAGGAGCUGGAAGGAAGGAAGGAAGGGGCGAUGAGAAUUUCACGACAGCUUGUGAAUCCUCGCCUAGGAUGCCGACGGGCACGGCGCCCACGGUGGUCACCUUCUGCGCCUCUUCGAGGUGGUGCUCAUCGGCUCCAUAGAUCUGGCACCAUGCUUAGCCGACCAUGGCGAGGCCAUCAAGGAGGACACCGGCCACGAUCCGUCAGAUGAUGGAGCCCACGAGCCAUUUUCACGUAAACUUCUUGAAGAUAAGCCUCGGAUCACAGAAGAAAUGGUCCGUGGAUAUAUGAGCAACACUGAGCUUGAGACCGCUGUACAUGCCUUUGGAAGUCGUUGUUCCAAUAUCUCCAGGGUGUACAGUAUCAAAUUUACACACUGGCGAACACUUCUGGUUAUUCUUGUAGUGGGUGAUUGAAAUAUCAGACAAGCCCAAGCAAAGGGAAUCUGAACCAGCAUUCAAGUUCAUUGGAAACGUUCAUGGUGAUGAGCCUGUUGCAAGAGAGGUUCUUAUGCAUCUUGCAAAUUGGCUGUGUGAUAACUAUCUGAAAGAUUCACUGGCAACUCUCAUUGUUGAGAACAUGCACCUUCAUAUACUUCCGACAAUGAACCCUGAUGGGUUUGCUCUUAGAUGGCAUGGUAAUGCAAACAAUAUUGAUCUCAACAGGGAUUUUCCUGACCAACCAUUCAAUUGACACUAGCCGAAAUUGAAGUUCUUCCCCGUUAACAACGAUAUUGACUACAGACAGCCUGAAACUAGAGCCAUUAUGAAUUGGGUAAAGCAAGAACACUUCACGACUUCUGCUAGCUUGCAUGGGGGGGCUCUUGUUGCCAACUAUCCAUGGGAUGGAACUAGAGACACAAGGUCUGUUGGCAUCUAUCAUUUUGCAAAUUUGCACCAGCAACAGAACAUGUACAUGGCGAAGACAAAUCAUUAGGGCUCAAUAUGACUUUGUUUCACAUUGUAACAUCCUCAACAAUGAUUUUACUUCUUACAACAAACACUACUACGGAUGUCCUGAUGAUAAGACAUUCCAGCACAUGGCAUCUGUGUAUAGUCGGUCUCACUAUAACAUGUCUUUGAGCAAAGAAUUUGAAGGAGGGAUAACAAAUGGAGCAUUCUGGUACCCAAUAUAUGGUGGUAUGCAAGACUGGAACUAUAUACAUGGAGGCUGCUUUGAGUUAACUCUGGAGAUUAGUGACACAAAGUGGCCAAAAGCAGAUGAGCUUCCUAUCAUCUGGGAACACAGUAGGAUGAGUAUGCUCAAUCUUCUAGCAAGCCUAAUAAAGAUUGCAAGAACGGGACUGCUAAGCAAGCUAAGAUUUCAAUGGCCUAUUCCUUCAUACACAGGCCAUUGAGCGACGAGGAACGCCGUGUCACUUGCAAUGACCAGAGACGGGAGGUCUUCGUUGCCCAGGACAUCGCUAACAAGGAAAUUGACCGCACCGUUGCAUUCGACAAGGUAAGAUGGAUUAGCAAAUAAUAUUGUUUGACAUUUAGGUUUUUAUAUUUUAUAUAAUACACUAUUAGGUGAGUGCCUGUGCGUUGCAGGCCUGGGUUUCUCUUUGAUAUCAUUACGGACGACUCGUGAAUAUUGUCAUCCAUAUCAUAAUCGUAUAACACAUAUGUAUAUAUAAGUUAUCGAGAUAUUAUAUGUCCCCGUUGCAACGCACGGGCACUGACCUAGUAUUCAUAUAUGGACUAAUAGUAAUAUGGUCAAGCCAAUUCAUGGUUCCUCAUAUCUUAUUCACUUUGGCUUGACCAAUCCUCGUAAUCACUUCAACCUCUAUUAUGAUCAUAUUUAUGCAUAGUAAUUUCUCAGGUCUUGUCCAUACAUUUAAACCAAUAUAGAGAUCAUAUUAUAUCCAUUUGCAUUGUCUCACUGGUUAUUUAACCUUGUGUUGAACCUUUGUUCACUGUCAUUAUACACUAUUCAAGUAUGUUCAUCAUACUGAAUUUCCUGUUCAACACUUACCAAACUUGUUAGUCCUUUAAAUGUGUUGUCAUCCAAAUCACCAAAACUCACAAAAGGGAUGAAUGCACUUUCAGUCUCCCCCUUUUUGGUGAUUGAUGACAACACAUUUAAAGCUUACAUAAGAUUUGAUAAAUAAGAUUUUGAAUCCAAUGAUAUAGUUUCCUCCCCCUAAAUAUGUGCAUUUCAGAAAAUACCAAUUUUGUACUCAAAUGGCAAAAGCACAUAUUUGGGUCAAAGUAUGGAGACAACUAUAUCAUACUAUUCAUGGGGUGCACUGAGCCAUAAAAUAAACGUCACUCAUCAAUUUCCUACAUCUUAUGUUUUACUUAUGAUUCUCCCCCUUUUGUCAAUUAUUUCCCCCCUUUUCAAAAGUCUUCUUACACUUAGUUACAUAAGACUAAAGGUAAGCUUUAACGCACAAUUUCUCCCCCUUUGUCAUAAAUCUCCAAAAAAGAUAUAAAGAAUAUAAAGGGUAGAAAUUAUGAUUAAUCAAGAUUUGAACACACUAUCAUGAAAAGGGUCCUUAUAUGGCACAAAGGUAAUGGAGAAGUGUCAUAAGUGAUGUACCUUUGCGUUUUACCUUUUAAAAGGGGUGUUCCACACUUGUGUUGUAUUUAGAGUUCAUUUUGCAAUCUCUUGUUGGCAUAAUUGUGACAUAGGUCCAAGAUAUCAAAUGAAUAUUGUCAUACUAAUUGAAAGAUAAAUCUUGAUACCUGGAGUCUAGAUGUCACCUAGCAUUUUCUUAUGAUAACAAGAGGCAGCAUGAAAAUUGCACAAGUACAGAUUAUACAACUAGUGAUCAUGUACGAAAAAUAUCAAUUGAAAACCAUCAAUUGAUACAAUUUGAUAGAUAAUCAGAUCACUAAUUGCAUAUUACACUAAGUUCUCCUCAAGUUUUAGUGCACACAUAUUGUUGGGGACCUUCGGCUUCCGAAGGUCCUCAAAAACAGGAUUUAACAGUAUUUCUGGAGUAUAAUGUGUGAACAGGUAUCUUCGAACUCAAGUCGGCAUCACAGUAGACCAGAAUAAUACGAAGGUUGGUACAGCGCCGAAGGUGUGAGCAGGAAAGCUUCGGCGUAGCAGCAAAAAGUGAAACCGACUUAAAGAUGAAAAGGCUAUUUAGACCUCGACAGAUUACUAUAGAAUUAUUAUCAAGUGUAAAGGGCAUGAAUGUAAUUUUGUAUGGGUUGUGUCCCGCGCCUAUAAAUAGGUGAACAGUACCCCCGUACUGUUCACGCUGACUUGGCAUUCGCUUUUUGCGUCACGCUUGUACUAUCAUCUCCUUCCAGUUAAAGGUACACUUGUAAUUCAACGAUAUUUCUGUCUAUGCCUGAUAAUAAUACAUAAUUGUUUAUGUUGGCUUUUA
This is a messenger RNA of Zea mays, 3801 nucleotides long. RefSeq lists its product as uncharacterized. The record is from RefSeq and is a predicted model, not a curated record. Bases 1273 to 1818 code for a protein of 181 amino acids. Lineage: Eukaryota; Viridiplantae; Streptophyta; Magnoliopsida; Poales; Poaceae. Gene Ontology annotation, biological process: protein processing; peptide metabolic process. Gene Ontology annotation, molecular function: metallocarboxypeptidase activity; zinc ion binding. The transcript is spliced from 13 exons.